Messenger RNA from Lodderomyces oxycetoniae, 396 nucleotides. It is a transcript of the gene RPL14, whose product is annotated as 60S ribosomal protein eL14. The coding region runs from base 1 to 396 and encodes 131 amino acids. Gene Ontology annotation, biological process: ribosomal large subunit biogenesis; translation. Gene Ontology annotation, molecular function: structural constituent of ribosome; RNA binding. The transcript has 2 exons. NCBI's taxonomy places the organism in Eukaryota, Fungi, Ascomycota, Pichiomycetes, Serinales, Debaryomycetaceae. The record is from RefSeq and is a predicted model, not a curated record. Gene Ontology annotation, cellular component: cytosolic large ribosomal subunit; ribosome.
AUGUCAUCCUCAGUCAAAGCUUCUAACUGGAGAUUCGUUCAAGAAGGACGUAUUGUUUUGGUUGAAAACAAGAACUUAGCUAGUAUAGUUCAAAUCAUAGAUGAUAAAAGAGUUUUAAUAGAUGGUCCUAAAGUCCCAAGACAAGCUAUCUCCUUGGCAAAAGUUGUCUUGACUCCAAUUGUAUUACCAAACUUACCAAGAGGUGCAAGAACCGCAACCGUCAACAAGAAAUGGGCUGCUUCUGAUGUUGACUCCAAAUGGGCUUCAUCAGCAUGGUCUAAGAAAUUGGCUGCAAGAGAAAGAAGAAGCCAAUUGAGUGAUUUUGAAAGAUUCCAAGUUUUGGUAUUAAAGAAACAAAGAAGAUUCGCUACUAAGAAGGCUUUAGCUAAAGCUUAA